Hydractinia symbiolongicarpus is the source of this 2728-nucleotide messenger RNA. RefSeq lists its product as uncharacterized. The record is from RefSeq and is a predicted model, not a curated record. NCBI's taxonomy places the organism in Eukaryota, Metazoa, Cnidaria, Hydrozoa, Anthoathecata, Hydractiniidae. The transcript has 5 exons. Bases 345 to 941 code for a protein of 198 amino acids.
GGCAUCAAUUAAAGAUAAUUAACUCCUAUAUGUAUCGAGCUCAAAUCUUCGUCUAGGGGCUUGGAAAUAGCAAAAUACGAUUUAUUCGCGUAAUAACGGAAUACGCAAAGAGUGAACGAUAUUACCACUUUUUGAGACUUUAUGUACAGGAUGUUUAGGUCGCAUUGAUAUAGAAAACACCUGUUUCGCUUGGGUACAUAACAUUUUGUACUUAAUAAAUUAGAAACGCUGAAAGGUUCAAAAAGGGACAACUUUGACGUGGUUUGACGUUGUUCUUGAACAGGGAGUUUAACCAAGGCUACCCUAGUCUGUAUAUAUACAUAUUUGAAUAAAAACUUGCUAUUAUGUGGGAUAUACCAAACAUGCAAGAUAAUGAUGACGAGGAUGAUAUACCCAUUGGUAAUUUGUUUGCAAGAAGGAUGUUAUCCAGGCCCACAACAACAAGAAGUUACAGAAAUCCAAAGUCGUCAAACAACUCCGUAACUGACUAUGCUGAUCAAGAUUUGUCAAGUGAGAUCAAUGCCAUAAUUGGUGGCGCCCCAGUUAUUGAAACAAAAUGUAGUUGCAAAGGUUCCUGCCAAAAAAGGUGUGACUGUCGUAAAAUUGGGGUAAAAUGCACAGUUGGAUUUUGCCUAUGUGAUCCAUGUAAAUGCAAAAACUUCAGAGAGCAGGCUGCUGUAGUUAGUUCAAAUUUAGUAGAUGGGAAUAGUUACAAUGAUACAACUAGUAAUGGAUCAACAGAACCAGAAGAUGCAGUGGAAAAUAUUUCCUGUAAGUGCAAAGGUCGUUGUAUCCGAUGUCCUUGCAGAAAUAAUGGCAGCAAUUGUGAUGAUCAGUUUUGUGCUUGUGACAUAACAAAAUGUAAAAAUAAAAACGAAAUAGUAAGUACCAGCACAUUUCUGUGUAUAAUACCUAUAAAACAAAAUAUAAAAAAGUGUUAAUAAGUAUUUAUAUGUGUAUAUGGAAUAUGGUAGGUCACAUCCAGUAGAAAACGAAAAUAUAUUAGACCAGCUGAUGUUGGUGAUUUAUUAUCAAAAAGAUCAGCAGACACAAAGGAUGAAUGUGUUAAGUAUUGUGAAAGUCUUCAAAGCGAACAGUUAAGAGAAAUAUUAGCUGAUAUGGCAGAAAAAUCACCGAGCACUUGGAAAUUAGUGAAAUCUGACAUUGAGGGCCAUGGUAAUAGGAGAAGGACAGAGGACACCCCAGGCUGGUGUGUAUGUGGCCAAUGUAUAGAAAUGGAAGAAGAAAGGGAUCAAGUUUGCUGCCAAAAUAAUAUAAAGAACCAUGAAAAUGCUGAAUUCAGGCAUCUUAUUCUUGAUGACAGGGUUCUAGACCUUGCAAUGCGUGGAAACAGUGAUUGGCUUCAGUACCCAUUUGAUCCUGAAGAAAAUGCUUGCUGGCGAUACACUGCCUAUCGGCAGUACAUAAUGUGGUUUUGGGGACACUUAGGUAGUGGUAAUAGAAAAGUCAUACCCUCUUGCAUUUUACGAAAAAUCAGAGAACGUUUUCCUUCUGUAGAUGGAAUUUACAGAGGUUUUAUGGAUAGGUAUGAGGCUUUACGAUAAAAUAUAAAAUAAUGAAAAAUAUAGGCAGAAAAACUACACUACAUACCAACAGAUAAGAGUUAUUGGAGUUUCAUUUCUUCUCUUGCUUGAUGUUUUUCAAGUAAUAAUUCCAUGGGAGGAGCAGUUGUUGCAGCAAUAUUUUGACGUAAUGCUUUAGUACAUUCUCGUCCAAUCUCUACGCGAUUAACAUUUCCCCUGUCAACAUGACGUCUCCAUAGUAUUUCUGCCAUGAGUCCUAUAAUGCACAUAUAUAGAUAUACAUUUUUAUUCCUUUUUUAUAUAUACAUAUAUUUUACCAUAUGUUUUAGUUUUACAUAAUUUUAUUAUUGUAUAACUAUUGUAAAGAUAAUAAACGUUAGUUGAACUUAGAACAUACUUCGUAUAUAGAUAUAGUCCUUUGGUUUAGGUACUGCUACUAAAAACCAUUGCUUUGUCCUCUUUCCAUAUCUGCGGACAUAAACAAGUGAACCAUCUUUUUUUUGAAGCUGUCCUCGAUUUAAAUGACCGUUAAAGUCCAAAUAUGCUAAUUGAUGUCUGGUGAUGUAAGCAUCAUUUUUGUACCCAAUGCGCUUUGGACAGUAGGCUAACACUAAGUUAUGAAAUGCCUAAAUAAAAGUACAAAUCUUAGUAAGAAAACUCCUGUCCACAUAGCGUAUUUUUUUAAUUUAUUACAUAUACAACAUGUAACAUAAAAUAUAUUACAGUAACUUUUUAUAACAAAAUAUAUCAGUGUUAGUAACUCCUUUCACAAUGUUUACCUCUAAAAGACCUGUGUGUCGAUUUUUGGUGUAAUAUGUAAAGCUUUUUAGCCAAGAACUUUUCAUGACAUGCUUUCGAAUAAUUUCCAUAGAUGGUCCUGUUGGAUCUAACCAAGUUUUUCCUUCAGUAGGUUCUUCCAUAGGUUCGUGUUCGCAUUGUAAAUGGUCACCAGUUAUAUGCUUAAGUAAACGCAUCCAAAGAACUCGCAUUUUUAAUUCAUCCUCUUCACAGUGUGAGCAACAAUACCAAAAGUGAUUCCUUAUGGGUGCCAACCAAGGAUUAAUAAGUGGCUGCAGUUGUUUUUUCUUGGAGACCUAUAGUUCAUAUUAUAUUUGUACACUAUUGUAGUUUGUAUAAUAUAUUUCUGAUGGGUAUAAAAAAGUUAUGUUAUAUACCUCCUGAGA